This is a messenger RNA of Pogoniulus pusillus (Red-fronted tinkerbird), 1836 nucleotides long. RefSeq names its product podoplanin (gene PDPN). The record is from RefSeq and is a predicted model, not a curated record. Gene Ontology annotation, biological process: regulation of substrate adhesion-dependent cell spreading; positive regulation of platelet aggregation; cell-cell adhesion. Lineage: Eukaryota; Metazoa; Chordata; Aves; Piciformes; Lybiidae. Gene Ontology annotation, molecular function: chemokine binding; protein-folding chaperone binding; signaling receptor binding. The transcript has 6 exons. Bases 215 to 655 code for a protein of 146 amino acids. Gene Ontology annotation, cellular component: basolateral plasma membrane; filopodium; apical plasma membrane.
CUCAGCUUGCUUUAGCUGGAUAGUUAUCAGCUGGGAAACCUUUCCCACUGUAGGCUGCAGCAGUUAAAGGACUAUUUGGAAUAUCAAAGUUGGGUUUUUUUUGCAGUGAUUUCUUUUUGUGAUCCUCAGUGUUUGCUGCCUCCCAAAAAAAUUCAUCAGAACUCAGUUCCAUCUGGGCUCAGGACUGGAAAGCUCUUCUCUAAGCUGAUCAAAGAUGUUUAUUAAAGUUCAAUUCUUCAUCUUCAUCCUAGGGAUCAUGCCUUUCAUAGCACUUGCUGAAGAAGCAAGCUCAGCUCUAGAAGAAGAAAGUGCAACAAUUGACUUCAGAGACAGAAAUGACACAGAAUAUGAAGAAUUGCCAACUGGGUUGCCCACAAGACUACACACUGUAACAAAUCUCUUGCAGUUUGGACAACUGAUGACCACAGAAAGUGCUUUGGCACCAGCUGAAGACAGUGGUAAUUCUACUGGUUAUGAAGCCAACACAGAAAACGCUGAUGGUGGACUGAGUCAGGGACCAGAGAAACCUGAAAAAGGUGGUCUGGAAACAAUUGCACUGGUUGGAAUAAUUAUUGGAAUCAUAGUUGCAGUUGGAAUCCUUGCAGGAAUAAUAAUUGCUGUUGUAAGGAAGAUGUCAGGCAGGUACUCGCCCUGAGAAUAGAUGAAACAAGCAACCAUGCCAUUAUACACCAGAAAAUACAAGUGCUUCUUAUUUCAUACAAACUAAAGACUGUUCCUGUGCUGGUGUGAGGAAAUGAUCCAUGGAAAAUAUGGUCAAAGACUUCCAGUUCUAUGGGGAUCUCACAGCUCUAAGGACUUCCCCCUUGCCCCAGACUACACAGUAUGGAACCUUUCAUAGGAUUUGUUACUAACCAGGUAUUUGCUAAAGGAAACAAAAAGAUUAUGCAGUAAGAAAAAGCCCAGCAGCAAUGAGCCUUACAUCUGAAAUGUGAUUUGCAGGUCAUAGAUAUAUACUAGCUUGAUUUUUUUAAAUGCUAGCAAAGAUUAUUUCACAUGGCAUUUUAUGCAUCCCUUCAAAACCACCUCCAGAAUGUCAGUGGUUUUUUGGUUGGUUAAGUGCUUAUGGCAUGUUUAUCUACUAGAUGAUGUAUCAAAGGGAAGAGUUAGCUCCAGAGAGAACCAAUUAUUUACAAAGUCAUAAAAAGUAGGAUACUGGAAGCUAAACUCUCUCCACUGUUGAGACAGAUUUUCUGCUCUUGAUAUUUAUAUGGCAAAAUAUGGUAGGCCCAGCUGGACCUGACCUACCAACCGAAGGCUUGCUCAUCCAACUGCUGCACCAGGAAUUUCCUGUCUAUCCUGUCUGCAGGGACACACAGGGAUUGAAUUACACAUCCUGAAUUCAAGGGUGCUUGGAAAAUACCCAGUUUUGAUGGGUCACUUUAAGCAGUUACUCAGCACGCUCUAGAGCUGACAUGUAGAAGCUUUUGAGUUGGUCUGUACCAGUUUUUUCCUUGAUAAAACUGUUUUGUUUCCUGACUGUAGUUGGCUUGUUUAAUGCCACGAGUUCAACACUAGACCAGAACGAGGUAUAAAAGUACCUUUGGAGUCUGCAGCUUUUCUGUGGCAUAUUUAGUGCAGCAGCACCUGAAUGCACAUAGCUCAGAGCAAAGGCUUUGUAUGUCAGGUGGCUGCUGUCCUCGUGCUUUCUAAACUAAGGCACUCCAGUGUUUAGUGUAGAAAAGAUAAUAUGGUCAAUAAUUGCUAAGCAUGUCAACUUCUCUAGAUCUGCAUUUCUGUUUCCUUCAUGUGCCAUGAAUUAUCCUGUCAUCAUGGGUUUUGGAAAUAAAGAUUAGUGUCAAUUGUCUUAUUUUACAA